This is a messenger RNA of Panicum virgatum (switchgrass), 291 nucleotides long. RefSeq names its product pathogenesis-related protein 5-like. Gene Ontology annotation, cellular component: extracellular region. The coding region runs from base 1 to 291 and encodes 96 amino acids. NCBI's taxonomy places the organism in Eukaryota, Viridiplantae, Streptophyta, Magnoliopsida, Poales, Poaceae. The transcript has a single exon. The record is from RefSeq and is a predicted model, not a curated record. Gene Ontology annotation, biological process: defense response.
AUGGGGUUCCCAUCGCGCUGGCGCCGAGGGAGUCACGAGCUGUGGCGGUGCCCGCGGGGGUGGUCGGGCUGGCUGUGGGGCCGCACACUCUGCGCGGCGGAUGCCGCCAUGCCCGCCACGCUGGCCAAGUUCACGCUCGACGGUAGCGGCGGGCUCGACUUCUUCGACGUCAGCCUCGUGGACGGCUACAACCUGCCCAUGGCGGGCGCGGCGAGGUGCGUGGCGGAGCUGAAUGCGGCGUGCCCCGCGUACCUGCGCGUGGGCGGCGGCGUGGCGUGCCGGAGCGCGUGA